Schistocerca nitens (vagrant locust) is the source of this 1161-nucleotide messenger RNA. RefSeq names its product probable Golgi SNAP receptor complex member 2 (gene Membrin). The record is from RefSeq and is a predicted model, not a curated record. Bases 164 to 808 code for a protein of 214 amino acids. NCBI's taxonomy places the organism in Eukaryota, Metazoa, Arthropoda, Insecta, Orthoptera, Acrididae. Gene Ontology annotation, cellular component: Golgi apparatus; endoplasmic reticulum membrane; SNARE complex. The transcript is spliced from 4 exons. Gene Ontology annotation, biological process: vesicle fusion; vesicle-mediated transport. Gene Ontology annotation, molecular function: SNAP receptor activity; SNARE binding.
AUUGGUAAACAAGAGAGUAGAAUGUUAGAAUCUAAAUGUUGUGAAGUGUCAUGUUGAGUCGUGGUAGAGGGAGAUUGGCAGUAAAUGAGGCAAUAAGGGCAGUGGUGUAAUGCACCGUGUAAGUCAUUAUUUCGGAGAUUUGCUGAAGGCGUGAGUGAAUAUCAUGGAAAGUUUGUAUCACCAGACAUAUAAGCUAGUGCAAGAAACGCAACAUGCUUUCGUAGGACUGGAAAGGUUUAUUGGUGAAAAUUCUGAAGAAAUUGAAAAGGAGCUCCAGGAUAAAAUCAACGUAAUAGCAAGGAACUGUGAGCGUUUAGAUCUUUUGGUGUAUAAAGAGCCAAUUCAAAAACGUCAGAGUGCCAAGCUUAGAGUGGAUCAACUGAAAUAUGAUAACCAACAUUUACAGGCUGGACUACAGAUGUUUCAGCAACGGCAGCGGCAGCGUGCACAAGAAGAAAGGGAGAGAGAAGAAUUGUUGAGCAGAAGAUUUACACAAAAUUCUAGUGAAGCAGACACUUCUAUAUUUAUUGACUAUUCAGUUCAGCACAAUAUGUCUCUUCAGAAUUCCAAUCGAGGUGUGGAUGACAUGCUGAGAACUGGCUCUGUGAUUCUUGAGAAUUUAAAAGAUCAGAGGUCAACAUUGAAAGGUGCCCAGAAACGCUUAUUUGACAUUGCCAAUACCCUCGGACUUUCAAAUACAACAAUGAGGUUAAUUGAACGACGAGUGUCACAGGAUAAAGUUAUUCUUGUAGGCGGCAUGGUGUUUACUGUUAUUGUUAUUAUUAUUGUUAUAUUCUAUUUUCUGUGAAUUUUGUUUGACAAAGCCCACCGCUUGAUUUUAGUUACACUUUUUUGAGAAAGUAGGCACACAUGCUCCGUGCAUAUUAGAAUUUAUUUUUCCAUCCAUUCAAGUUACCAGCUAUUCUCAUUUUAUGUUUAGUUCAGGAUCACAUAAGUGGGGCCAGGUAGAAAAAAAGACUAUGUUUCAGAGAGAAUGGUAAUAUUUGCAUUUAAAUAUGUGUGCUGGAUGUUCCUUUGUACAGUGAUAUAUAUUCAUACUUGCCUAGGGAACAUAUGUACUGGAGGGGGGAGUUCAUUAUUAAUUAUUUUAUGAAUCAGAAUUUUUUUUACAAAAUAAAAACAAUAUUUUUGAAUAUUUUA